Messenger RNA from Astyanax mexicanus (Mexican tetra), 4585 nucleotides. RefSeq lists its product as uncharacterized. The coding region runs from base 211 to 1830 and encodes 539 amino acids. The record is from RefSeq and is a predicted model, not a curated record. Lineage: Eukaryota; Metazoa; Chordata; Actinopteri; Characiformes; Acestrorhamphidae. The transcript is spliced from 5 exons.
GGACAUGACGUCCAGUAAAGCCUUUCUUUCUAAAAGUCCCUGAAUAAAGAAAGAGAAUCCAUCUUUUUGGAAAAUAAAGCACUGUGGUUUUCAGGAACAGCAGCGGUGGGCGACUGGAUGUGUUUAGUACUGAAGAAAACCUAAAAAAAAAUCCCUUAUGUGAGCUUUUAUUCCUGUGGAAUCUCCUGUGCGAAGGAGGCGACGCUCAUCAUGGACGACUGUUUGCACACCUCCACGGAGAGCCUAUCGAAACUAGUGAAGUGGGCCCACAGCCAUGGGACGAUCUGCACACUCAUCCCUAACCUGAAGCACCUGCUUACUGAAGGUGCCCACGGAAACCUGACUGCGCUCUGGGGUUGCAGUGCUGGCCAUGCGUACCACUGGCCCUUAAUGAGCUCCUGUAAAACAGCCCACAAGGAGCGACCAUGCUACCCGAGCAGCAGCCGGGGUAUCAGCUCGAAUGCCCUCAUACAGGGAGCCUCAUCCAUGCAGAGCAGCCAGGCAGAAAGGUUCCUGAGCAGUGCGGGCAAGAACAAAGGCGGUGACUCCAACCAAACCCGCGACUCCUGCGACUUCUCCAACUGUAGCGAGCCAUCCGAAAUAGACGACAACACAGAUGAGUACAACAACCACUUGUUCGACAUUGUUUGCGAGUCUUCUGCCACAGACGAAGAGGGAGACUCCGAGCCAAGGGUUGCUCAAAGAAAACGAGGCCCCAACGGGCCAGAAGACACUACAGACCCAGAAGCGAAGAAGAUCAAGCAAGAGAGGGCUGAAGACUAUUACACUGUGGCUAACUCCCAAAUUCCUGGUGGCUCACAGGGUCCUCAUACAAGUAGUGGGGUGCCCCAGUUACCCAAGCCCAAUUCUCAGACUAGACCCUCAUCUAGAUCAUCAGCACAUCAGCGGUCCUCCGACAUGGACGGGGAAUCAGGAGGUAUAUCUUUAUCACCACUAAAUAACGCCUCGCCAUCAGUCUCCAAACCCACACGCACCUCUGGAAGCAGUUCCCACAGCAGAACGCACAUAAACUCUACCCCAAUGGCCAGUCACAGUGCAGCAGCCUCAAACCGACCUGGAAAGAGCGACAUGUUCGAAGGUCUACCCAACGGAGACAUUGACGUAGCCUUUGGAGAUGCAUCCGGCACAGUUAACACAGAGAUGGACAUUCUAGGAGAACAGGCUCUCGGAGAAGAUGCUAAAGGAGAAGGCACAGGCUGCCUUGCACCAUCUACUAUGAAUUCAGAGGAGCACUACUGGCCUUCUGCAUCCGAGUUUUCCCCAAAUGCUGAGCGACCGGCUGAAGAGAGAAAAGAGCUGGAGGAUUUCAUCACAACUAUCGAUCCUAUAACAUUACAGAACCUGCAGGCGGUAAUUUCCAGGGUUCUCGUGAUUCACGAGAGAACCCGUGUUCCUGAGGUCAGCCCUCCGAGGGUUGGGGUGCAGGAGCUUUUUCCGGGCUGUGGACUUUACCUCCCCACGUCCAGACUGACCACCAUACACCAGGAGUCCAGACAGGACAGCAUGAGGCUCUUUCACCUGCUGUUUGAACACUUCUUCAGUGAGGAAGAUCUUAUAGGAGCUGUGGCUUUUGGAAAGAGGGGGAAGGUGCCAGAUGGGAAGAAAAUACUAGAUCGAAGAACUGUUGAUGGAAUUAUAGCGUAUGUGCUGCAUUGCUCCAGUUUGGAUGGAUGGACACCUGUGGAAUCAGCCAAGCUGAAGAAAGCCUGUAUCAACAAGUGCAGAUUAAGAAUUGGUCAGAGGAAAAGGCUGGCACAGGAGCCCUACCUGUUCCACAGUCCACAGAAAUCCGGGCCUUCUUAUAUGUGAAACCAAACAUCCGAAGGACCUUCACUCGGUUCAGUCCCAUCUCUCCAUCGUACUCGUGUGAUCAGUGUUAUUUACUGCUCAUAUUCUGUAAAUGCACAAGAACCAAACAGCGUACUCACUUUAUUUUCUUGGCCACUGGUCAGAGCCCAGAUCCUCAUUUCCUGAGUUUUAUGAGUUUUGAAGACGAUUUGAUUUGAAGACAAAUAUUUGAAUUUCACUUUGAAACUGGUGUGUUCAGAUCUUCCACCAUUAGUUUAUCAGGUGACCGAUGCAGACAUAAAGAACUGUAAAUGUGGAAUACACAUUAGGCUUUUUCCACUGCAGAAAUACCGGGACACACAUUUUAGCACAACACAUUCAGUGCACACACACACUUAAUAUCUGGUUACUGCUCAAUAUUUUUUACUGAUGGAAAAGGUACACGCGCAUCUAUAUGAUGGGUGUUUAUGAUAAAUUGGCCAAUUAAUUUAGGUUGAUGGUAACCCUGUGUGUUUUAAUUUCUUAGACUUUCCUAGACUGGUUUCGUUUUCAGUAAAUCAGAAUUAGGUCUGGGCGUGUUUGUUCUAUUCAAGAUUUUCUUUUAUUUCUAUUCUUUUGAUAAAUUUAAAUUCUUUUCUUGUUAAGGAUUUUGAGUUUAUAUAACCUCAACAAAUUCAACCUUACUGCAGUGAACAUUUUGGACACACUAGUUCCCAUGCAGUGCCUGCAUAGCUUAUUCCAUUUAGUAAAGACUGUUUUGGCUAAUUGUGACCCCUUAUAUUUGAAGUGUGAAUUUAAUUCAUGUUUUUAAGCUAUUUUGGUAUUGGAAAAUAUUUUAAGUGGUGUAAAUUUGCAGUGUCAGUUGAAUAUUUUCUAAAUUUAGCUAUUAAAUUUUGAAUUUUCAGUCAAACUGUGGUUCCUCUGAAAAUAUGUACACACUGAUAAAUUCAUAACAAGAUGAAUUGUUAAUUUUAAAUUUCACAGACAUUUUAGAAAGGGCAGUUUUGGCAAUUUUUUAUUCUAAAACAAGUCACAUACAUAGAGUGUGUGAUCAUCGAGAUAAACUUUAGCACUGAUCACUGACUGUGUUUGAGAUUUAUACAUUUUAACCAAAAGGCCUAGCUCUAAGUCUGCAUUGUGCUUUACUAUGGCAAUGAAAAGCAGUGGUCUCCAACUUAUCCAGUAGACUUUAGCUCCAACUACUAAUCAACCCCACCUGUUUCAUCUGUUUACUGCCUCCAGGAGUGCUUGAUGAGUUAAAUGGGGUGUUAGGCUACAUUCACUGAGCGGGUAAAAGUGUCUCAAAUCUGACAUUUGAAUUUGCUUGAACAGUUCACGUCCUUUAAAACGCUUCAAGUGAAGUUUCGGUUGCAUCUUUCCAGAAUUACAGAGAGAGAGAAUAUACAGCGUUUCAGCUUGUUGUAAAGACUAUGGCCACAAAUUUGGUUUGGUUUUAUUAUAUUGUUCUUAAGCCCUGUCCGGACAUUAGAAUUAGUUUCUCAGGGGGACAUCUGUAAAAAAAAAAAUCACACUUCUACUCAGUGAUAAAACUCCUGCAUCUGGACUCUUGGUCACAUGACAUCAUAUUCAGUAGCUUCUCCAUUUUUACUCGCUGUUGUGUUUAUGUGGAUCUCUGUGGAAACAUGCACCCAAAGUGCAAUUACGGGGCGCGGCAGUGGACAAAUAGCUAUUUUAUUAAACGCGGAGGGACGGAACUCAGAGAUGUGGAUCCAGACUGGAUUAUAAUUACCUGAGGACCAGAGUUCAGCCAAAAACAGUAGGUAAUUCAGCCUGUAAUUUUUUUUAAAAGACGUCUGAGAAAAAUACAUAUACAGUCAUUCCACAUGGUAAUUAAAUCAUGGGACCCUCCAUAAAAGAGAGAAUUACCCUAGUACCCCCUGAGAAACUAAUUCCAUCUGAAUAGAUUUUAAGAUUUUUACUUGGAAGCUGCAGCCAUAUUCUGUGCCUGUGUUCUGCCAAUUAAUAUCCAACUCAGUAUUUUGUCAUAGAAACCCUUACUGACUGCUGUCAUCCAUUUUCACAUCUCGCUGCAUUUUAUCAUUUCCCUUGACGUAAAUUUUUUCUUUAUUUUUUAGACUUUACUGAUUUCUGAAAGAAAUUUAGCAGCAAGCAGCCAGUAGUGUGUGUCACAUGGCAGAAAUUGUGCCGCUCAUUCCUGCUGUGUGAACGUGUAUCCUUAGAUUUGGGAUGGAGGUGUAAGCUGCAGAACAGUAGCUCUCCAGGAAUAGGGUUGGAUACCCCUUCUAAAAUAACCAGGGUUCGUCCUGCAGCAUCCUGUCUAGAGUGGACUGGUUGGGUUCAUUUUUGCUGUUAUUUAUUUCUGUUUUAGAUAAACCCUCUUACAGACUUUUAAAGCUUUGAACGAUUUCGGUACAUUGUGUGAACUCUACUCCAGUGUGAAUUGCAUAGCCGGGUCAGAUCAUAAACUGUUGUCCACUGCGUAAGUUACCCAUUUUUAGCUGUACAUACAUGGGUGUGUAUAUAUAUAUAUAUAUCAUUUGCUCUGAAAGUGGUGAGUACAUCUGAAAAGACUGAAUCCUCAAGACUGUGGUAUACUAACAGUCCAGUAUUGCAGAUUCUGUGAAUAAAAAAAAUGACACUUUUAUCCGAUUUAUGAAAAAGAGUGAACUUUGUCCGUACUGCAAUCUCUAUUCGAUCUCAAUGUGUAAAUAGUUGGUUUUUAUAUUUGAUGCAUCAUGAGUGGUCUAAUUUGUUAUUUUCUAACAAGGAUUGUAAUAAAAAUAUUAUAGAACAA